Podarcis muralis (Common wall lizard) is the source of this 2459-nucleotide messenger RNA. It is a transcript of the gene ANKRD63, whose product is annotated as ankyrin repeat domain 63. Lineage: Eukaryota; Metazoa; Chordata; Lepidosauria; Squamata; Lacertidae. The record is from RefSeq and is a predicted model, not a curated record. Gene Ontology annotation, molecular function: protein binding.
AAUAACAAGGGCAGCGCAUCUAGCGCACGACAUUGCCCUGCCUUAUUGGAGGUGGGCGGGGAGGAGCUGGAGGGGCUCCGGGAACCCUCGACGACCCAGCCCCGCCGCCCGCCACCCCAGCGCGCAAACGGGAGAGCGGAGGUGCCUCGGUGGCUCUCUCUCUCUCUCCUGACACUCCAAGGCGGCGAUCGCCAUGGCGACUUGAGGCGAGGUUAUAAAGCGGCUCCGGGGAGCCGGCGCCUCGAGUCGCCGUCGGGCCAUGAGCCGCGCGGGGUACGAGCAGCAAGCCAUGCUGCGGCCGCGGGACCUGGGCCCGGGGGCGUCGACGCGCACCUUCCUGGAGGCCAUGAGCGCGGGCCGCCUGCACCUGGCGCGCUUCGUGCUGGACGCCGUGGACGGCACCAUCGUGGACUGCCGAGCCGACCGCGGGCGCACGCCGCUCAUGCACGCCGUGGCGCUCAAGGACCCCGCGUGGCGAGUGGCCUUCGCCCGGCUGCUGCUGGAGCGCCGCGCCGCCGUCGACCUGCGCGACGACGCCGGGCGGAGCGCGCUGAGCCUGGCCUGCGAGCGGGGCUACCUGGACGUCACCAAGCUGCUGGUCCAGUACGGCGCCGACCCGGACGCGGCCGACUCGCGAGGCUGGAACCCGCUCAUGUACGCCGCCUGGCAGGGCCGCGCGCCCGUCGUCGAGUGGCUGCUGCGCUCCUUCCGACGCCUCGGCCUCUGCCUCGAGCGCGCCGACCGCGCCGGCCGCACCGCGCUGCAGCUGGCCGCCAGCGAGGGCCACGGGCGCUGCGUGCGGGCGCUGCGGGCCUCCGGAGCCUUGAUCCUCGAGCUGCCCGAGCCGGCGGCGGCGUCCCCCGGCGACGGCUCGACGGCCCCUCGGUCGCCUCGCAGGGACGGCGGCGCCCACAGGCGGGAGCAGGACGACGAGGAGGAGGAGGAGGAGCGGGGCCCAGACGCCGCCGCAGCGCAGCCCGGCUCCGAGGCGGGGAAAGGGGGCGCCUCGCUGCGAGGCCGCCCGCUGAUCCGCAGGGCCACGGCGCCCGACUGCCAGAGCCUGCUCGGCUACUAGGCGGCGAGGGCGGGAAGCGCGCGCUGCUCUCGGCUCCGGCUGCGCGUCCACUUGGCGCGGCCAGCUCCCGCUUCGCCUCGCAGCCGUUGCUUCUGCCCGCGGAUCCAGCCUUGGUCGUCGUGUUCCCGACGUGCCGGCCGCUUCGUCAGUGACCAUUUGGACCAUUGCAUCGUUGCCCGCGGGCGGAUUCGGAGCGCCUCCGCACAUCCCGAGGCUCUCCCGAUUUGAACAGCACCCGGGAAGCGCAGGUGUUAGCUUUUAUUUAGUUGAAACAAGUAGCAAUGUGCACUGUAAUAAGGUGCGAUGAAUUGUUAUUUACUUCUUUCUCUUGUCAAGAAUGUUCUAGAAUGAUUGGGCAUAAGGGUCUCGUCGAUUUCAGCAAGAGGGUCGAAGUGUAUUUCCUUGAAAAUCAACCUAAAAGCACAAAAUGUCAUUGUCACCUACACAUUCAUCAGUUUCCGUUGCCCGACUGGAGUGUUGUUGCCAGAGCUAUCUUUGCCCAUCUCAAGAAUUUAUGUACCGUUUUGGGGCAAAUCUUGCAAAAUGUGCGGGUGGAAAAUCUCAGGAGCCUCAUCCAUGGAUGGCAAAGUAGCAUUUUGUCAAACCCUAAUAUCUUCCAGCUAUGAAAAAAAAUUGGUAACCUAUCGCUGUAUAGUAUACAGAGAACAGUCAAGUAAAACUAACGGUGAACCUGGCUAAAAGUGCUGAAAGAGUUCAGGGCACCACAGCAAAAUAAAAAUUUUGCAUUUUCCGAGUAUGCUUCUUUCUGUAAUGGGUGAAAUGGAUCAGUGGUCAUUUUGGUAAAGAACAAGGGUGUCUAUAUGAUGUCCAGAUUGCUACAUUUUCAUGGCAGUUUCUGUAAGGGCUUCUGAAGAUUUUGCACCAUGUCUGAUUCUUAGGAGAUGUUUUCUUGUCCACUUAUAUCUGUGUGGAUUUCUUUAUCUAAAUGGAAUUGCACUCCUGUACAUUGUCUUUGAAUCCAGCAAACAAGCCUUAAUAAGAUAGAAAUUUAUUUGUAACUAGAUGCCGCAUUUGCCUGAAAUGAUUUCAGUGGGGUGUGUUGGGAUGUUUGUGGCCUUUCACUUUUUGCGGCAUUUUUUGUUCAAGUUUUAUUUAUUUAGUGACAUUACAUGAACUCUGAAAGUAACAGGGAAGGACAAACAAGGUGUGAAGUGGGAGUUGUGUGAUCAGAUCAGCUGUUAUUUAGCCACAGAGGGGGAAAAUGAUAAGGGGUCAUGUUGUCCCUGUCUCCCCAGCUCCCUUCUGUGACUAAGGUAAAGGGAAGGUAAAGUUAAGGGAAGGUAAAGGACCUCUGGGCAGUUAAGUCCAGUCAACGGCAACUCUGGGGUUGCGGCGCUCAUCUCACUUUCAGGCCAAGGGAGCC